CUUCCUUACCCCAAAGCGCAAUCUGGAUAUCCCACUCUAAAUCGCACAAAGCAAUGAACACCGAUACCCCCUCCCAAACUUCACAGCAGCGAAGUCGCACAUUUGCCAAUGACCCAUUACACUCCGCAGCGUACCUCAAUGGCAUCAAGACCUACCUUGCUAUGGGAACCCCAUUGCGUAGCACAAUACCAAUAGCCUCUGCGACCGCAUCCUUUCGCUUUCUGUAUCGUUAUGAACUCCGACGCGCAGGAACCCCAAGUACAGGGAUGAGGACGCAUGACGUAUAUAACUGCCCCGAGAACUUCCGCAGCUCAGUCAGUGCCGGCACUGAAGCCUCAGAACUCGUUUUUCUUACCGGGUAUCCAUCUAGGCAAUGGUUAAAAGAGAUUUCAAGCCAUUACAACAUUGACUUCCGGUUCUUACAGAGUCAUCUGGAUUUUUUGCCCGGAGCUCGGAGAGACUGGUUCCUUGGGUCCAGCAUCCCAUCAAGGAACAGACACUGUGCGCGUCUACUCAUCCCUUCGAUUGUUUUCUUUGAUUCAGAUGUCAGAGAAAUAUCUGUUCGAGAGUUGCAUGAGGCACGAUCUUCCUGCCACAUGAAGCUCAGAGAGAAGGUGAAGAACUUCUUCGGAGACUCGACGAUCCAGCAUGGACAGUCCAUCAUCAGGCGAAUCAACAUACAUUCCGGGGACAUGAUGGUGAUUGAGCAAGCUGUGUCAAUCUCUAUCAACAAUACCGCAUCCGGUCCCAGAGUGAUCGUGUGGUCCGAUGCAGGAGAUCCAGAGGACAGUAUCGUUACCCCUAACACGCCGCGAUUCCAAAAAUUGUCUUCGACGGCAGAUUUCUGCCCGGUAUUUUUCGACCGAGGAGUGCAAUCAGCAGAUGACACCAAUAUCACGACGUUCAAUGUAAGCGUCAAUGGUAAUAUAAUCCCUCGAACACUGCAACCGCUGGCUGUCCUACCAUCACGCUAUGGUGAGACAUUGGACUGGAACGAGGUAUCAACGGAUCCGCUCUCGCUGCUGGAAGAACUCUUCCGCUUUCAAGCGUCAGCUGCUUCUCAGUACCUCAAUAUGCUUCGCGAUCUGACGACAGAGAGGUUAGCUCAAACACCACCGACCGGCGAAACUUUACCAUCCAUGGACGAUAUCCUGCACCUCGACUACACAAAGACAGUAUUGAUCCGCUGGUCCGCACAUUUCAAAACGCUCGUAGGUGUCCUUAACGACCACGUAUUUCACGUUGAAGCGAAGUUGCUCAAAGACGACGACCGACGCCUGAAACUCAAACUCAGUCUACUGAAGGACUUGGAAUUUCUCCAGGCUGAGGCCGAAACUCUGAUCACAGUAUGUGACAGUGGUAAAUCGACCAUAAUGAACCUCUCAACAGUCUUCGACUCAAGACAGGCCGCGAAAGACUCAAGCUUAGUAACUGAAUUGACCAAAGCAACGAAUCGAAUAACGUUCAUAUUCCUACCGAUAUCUUUCGUAACCUCAGUCUUUGGUAUGAACUUCAGACAAUUCGGUCAAGGGCCUCUGAGCAUCACAAUCUGGUUUGCAGUCGCGCUCCCCCUUCUCAGUAUCUGUAUUUUCCUUACUGAACGCAAGGCCUGGUUGAAAUCCUGGAGGAGCCUUUUUACUACACGAACCAAGGCUAGUGGUGGACUCCAGGCUACUGGACACCGUUGAGGACGAUGCAAGAGUAAUGUAGGUAGUAGACUUCCAACAUAUAGAGAUGUGCGGCAAACGGAAUGCCCCGAUUGCCCGUGCAAUUUAUU
Didymella exigua CBS 183.55 is the source of this 1777-nucleotide messenger RNA. RefSeq lists its product as uncharacterized. Gene Ontology annotation, biological process: transmembrane transport; metal ion transport. The coding region runs from base 54 to 1688 and encodes 544 amino acids. Gene Ontology annotation, cellular component: membrane. Gene Ontology annotation, molecular function: metal ion transmembrane transporter activity. The transcript is spliced from 2 exons. The record is from RefSeq and is a predicted model, not a curated record. Lineage: Eukaryota; Fungi; Ascomycota; Dothideomycetes; Pleosporales; Didymellaceae.